AUGGCAGUUAAAUGGACUAUUAAUAAUCGUGAAAUUUAUGUUUCAUUCCUAUCGCUAAUAUUCACUUACUACAAAAUGGUUGCUCCUGAAAGCCUGAUGCAGGCUUUGGAAGAUCUUGAUUAUCUAGCAGCCCUGGAUAAUGACGGAAACCUUUCUGAAUUUGGAAUUAUUAUGUCAGAAUUUCCCCUGGAUCCACAACUGUCAAAGUCAAUUCUGGCCUCGUGUGAAUUUGAGUGUGUUGAUGAAAUGCUCACCAUUGCAGCCAUGGUAACAGCUCCUAAUUGCUUCUUACACGCACCUCCUGGAACAGAGGAGAUUGCUCUUACUUGCUGGCGAAAAUUCUCACACCCUGCAGGAGAUCACUUUACUCUUAUCAAUGUCUUCAACGCCUUCAAGGAAGCCAGUGCAAACUCGGCAAGCCAAUACUACAGUAAUAAGAAAUGGUGUCGUGAUUAUUUUCUAAGCUGUUCUGCACUGAGGAUGGCAGAAAUUAUCAGAGCCGAACUAGUAGAGAUUAUGAAGCGUAUUGAACUUCCCAUUUCAGAACCGAACUUUGGAUCAAAAGAAAACAUACUAAGCAUUAAGAAAGCUCUCUUAACUGGUUACUUUAUGCACAUUGCUCGAGAUAUAGAUGGCUCAGGUAACUACUUAAUGUUAACACACAAGCAAGUGGCCCAGCUUCAUCCUUUUUCAUCAUAUUAUAACACCAGAAGGGUUCCUGAGUGGGUUUUAUUCCAUGAGUUUCUUGUAUCGGAAGACAAUUCCAUCAGAGUCAUCUCGGAGAUAUCACCCGAUCUAUUCGUGGAGCUGGCACCUCAGUACUAUUUUAACAAUCUUCCUCCUAGUGAAAGUAAGGAUAUUCUGCAGGAAGUGAUCAAUCACUUGUCACCUGUUUCAGCCAUGAAGGAGGAACAGAAAACUAACAAUGACAGCACAGAAAAUGAAAAAUUUCCCCAAACUCCCAUUGAACAAAGAUGUAUUGUUCAGUGA
Phaethon lepturus (White-tailed tropicbird) is the source of this 990-nucleotide messenger RNA. It is a transcript of the gene DHX32, whose product is annotated as DEAH (Asp-Glu-Ala-His) box polypeptide 32. Gene Ontology annotation, molecular function: RNA binding. The record is from RefSeq and is a predicted model, not a curated record. Lineage: Eukaryota; Metazoa; Chordata; Aves; Phaethontiformes; Phaethontidae. Bases 1 to 990 code for a protein of 329 amino acids. The transcript is spliced from 6 exons. Gene Ontology annotation, cellular component: intracellular anatomical structure; spliceosomal complex.